Messenger RNA from Spirometra erinaceieuropaei, 261 nucleotides. NCBI's taxonomy places the organism in Eukaryota, Metazoa, Platyhelminthes, Cestoda, Diphyllobothriidea, Diphyllobothriidae. The record is from the annotation of a GenBank genome assembly.
AUGACCAGCCUGUCGUUCGUACUGCUAUUUGCUGUUGCCCACGCUCUCGUGUGCCAGGCGUCACCGGCCAAGAAGAUUCUGCAAUUCACUGACGAGGAGGGUCUGAGUGAGGAUCUGAAAUUGGAAAAACCAGAAGAGCAGGAGGAGAAGGAGGGGCCGAGUGAAUUGAAGCCAGGUGAUGUGGAGCUGGACACUGGGUUGAUUGAAGGGGCUCUGGCUCCUGCAGCCAGUAAACCCGUCAUAAUAAUAAUCAAGGUUUGA